CUUAUUAUUUUCUCUACUUUCCAUACAGCUGCAUACUCUUCGAAUUAUAUCUGGGCAUCACACUCUUCCAAACGCACGACAAUCGUGAGCAUCUCGCGAUGAUGGAGCGUAUAUUGGGCCAAAUACCAUAUCGUAUGGCACGCAAUCAUUGUCAUUACAGCAAAACAAAAACAAAAUACUUCUAUCACGGUAAGUUGGACUGGGAUGAGAAGUCAUCGGCUGGACGUUAUGUACGUGAUCAUUGUAAGCCAUUGUUUAGAUAUCAAAUGAGCGAUACCGAAGAUCAUUGCGAGCUCUUUGAUCUGAUCAAGAAGAUGUUGGAUUACGAGCCAUCACAACGGAUUACGUUAGGUGAUGCGCUACGACAUCCAUUCUUCGACAAGCUUCCACCGCACCAACGCGUUGGCGACGUCGGCAACAAUAAGCAGGCCGUCUCUUCGGGCAGCAGCAGCAGUCGUGAACGUUCGCAUAGCUUGUCAAGAUGAGAUUUAGCGCGAUUUGGUUAUUGUUAAUUAAAAUUAGAAUUGCAACAAGGAACAACAGAGAAA
Rhagoletis zephyria (snowberry fruit fly) is the source of this 548-nucleotide messenger RNA. Its product is annotated as serine/threonine-protein kinase Doa-like. Gene Ontology annotation, biological process: regulation of RNA splicing; protein phosphorylation. Gene Ontology annotation, molecular function: protein serine/threonine kinase activity. Gene Ontology annotation, cellular component: nucleus. The record is from RefSeq and is a predicted model, not a curated record. Lineage: Eukaryota; Metazoa; Arthropoda; Insecta; Diptera; Tephritidae.